CAAAAGCUAGCAAUUGAUUCAAUUUCAAGAUGUCCGCUCCUAGCGAAGGUGAAUGCAAUCCUCUUCCCAACUCAAGCAAGAAAGCUCGCGUAUUUGACUUAAAUGCCAUUUUCGAGGAAGCUAGAAAAACGGCUAUAAGUAGAAGCAAAGAUGUGAAACUCAAGGAAGACCCAAAACCAUGCACCAGCCGCCCUGAAAGAAGCGCUGAAGACGAGGCCCAAAGAGAAAAUGAUCCUGCGCCCGACGGUGAACCGAGUGAAGAAGGCAGCGAAGACGAGCUUGUGGGGCCUCCGAUUUCUCUGUCAGCGCAAGCCAAAGAUGAUGGAUCUAGCUCAGAGGACGUCGAUGACGAGGAAAGUGGACGUACUGCUGCAUAUCGGGCAAUUCCAGUGAAAGAAGACAUUACAUUGCAGCAUGGCACAAAAAUUGUAUCUGCGUUGGCACUGGAUCCUAAUGGAGCACGUCUUGUCACUGGCGGGUAUGACUUCGAUAUCACUUUGUUCGAUUUCGCCGGCAUGGAUUCUUCCCUGCAGCCGUUCCGUUCGCUUCGUCCUUGCGAUUGUCACCAGAUUCGAAAUCUGGAGUACAGCUGUACGGGUGACUCGUUCCUCGUGGUGUCCGGAAACGCUCAGGCCAAAGUGCUAGAUAGGGACGGGUUCGAGGUGAUGGAGUGCAUUAAGGGAGACCAGUAUAUAACUGACAUGGCCCGAACCAAAGGCCAUGUGGCGAUGCUCAAUUACGGCUGCUGGCACCCGCGCAGCCGCGAAGACUUCCUCACUUGUGCCAACGACGGCACACUGCGAUUGUGGAAUGUGGAUAAACCCAAUAGCCACAAAGCGUUGGUGAAGACCAAGCAACAGGGCGGCCUCCGAGCAAUUCCGUCUACCUGCCGCUUCAGCAGGGACGGCCAGCUCAUGGUCGCUGGCUGCCAGGAUGGCUCGCUCCAAUUUUGGGACCAACGACGCACCUUAGUGCACCCGAGUCACACGGUGCGCGAAGCACACCGGCGGGGCAUCGAGGUAACUUGCGUAGCAUUUGCCCAGGACGGCCGCCAGCUUGCCACGCGAUCUUGCGAUGACACGAUGAAGCUGUGGGACCUCCGCGCAUUGCGGCCAUCGGCUUUACAUACGUUUGCAGACCUCGACAACUUGUACCCUGCCACGGACUGCGGCUUCAGCCCAGACGACCGGGUCAUUUACACAGCUACCUCGAAGAGCUCUGGCGAUGGUCAGCUGGUGUUUUUUGAGCGCGACACGUUACAGGAAGUGAUGAGACUUCGACUGUCGGCUCCAGUGGCUAGAGUCAUCUGGCACGCUCGGCUUAACCAAAUCCUCGCUGGGCUGGCAUGCGGUGAAGUGCGCCUGCUGUACGAUACAGCGCACAGCCACCAUGGCGCGCUGUUGUGUGUGUCCAAGGCUGCUCGGGCCAAAGCUGCGCCGCAGGGACUCACCCAAGCGCAAGUGCUCACGCCGCAUGCGCUGCCACUGUUCCGAGAAGAGCGGCCGCGGAGUACGCGCAAGCGGUUGGAGAAGGCGCGCAAAGAUCCCGUAUUGUCUCAAAGGCCUGAUCUUCCUGUGACAGGCCCUGGCCAAGGAGGCCGCAUUGCUUCAGCAGGAAACACACUCUCUUCCUAUAUUGUGCGCAACCUGGGCACCACAAAGCGUGUUGAUGACAAUGUGGACCCACGUGAGGCUAUUCUUAAGUACGCCAAGGAAGCAGCUGAGAACCCUUACUGGGUGACCCCUGCUUAUGCUACAACACAGCCCAAGCCAGUCUUCCAAGAGAGUGAAGAACCAACACCUGCCAAGAAGACAAAGCAAGUGUAGUUCUUUCUGGGCCUUAACUGUGUGCCGAGCCUUAGUUUGAACAUUGACAGAAAAAGGCCGUUUCUGUAGCCUGUUCUGUAUCAGCGAUUUUAAAAGCAUUGUGUAAGACACCAGAUGCUGUUAAACAUGAAAACAUUGAACUUUUCAGUAAUGCAUCAUGCUCAAUAUACUGUUGUAUAUUUGUAUAACAUUUGAGCACCAAAGUGUAACCUCAUUUGAUGACAUACUAACUGCAACAUUUUCCAGCAUCAAGAUGUGUACUCAUACAUUCAUGUUGUAAACAUACCAUAAAGUCGUGAGUUUGUCUGCACAAAUGGAUAGCAUUGUUGCUCUUAAAAUAAAUUUCGUGUUUUUUUUUUUUUUUCGUCAUCUUGGUUAAAGACAGCACGCAGUCACUUCAUCUUACCUUGUGCAUUGUAGAACUGGAAAUUUGUCCUGAAUGUCAAGAACAUCAGCAUGGUGAAGCUUGGCAAGUCUUUUAAAGAAAACAUUUCAAUACACAAGUCAUGCCAUAGAUCUAUGUUUUUGUGUGAUAUAGCAUCCUAGCAGUUUGUAGUUGGAAUGUCCACUGCUUUGUCUAGAAUCCAACUCUUCAUGGUUAUAUUGCGCUCAGUUUUACAAACACGAUAUUAAGGAAGGACAGGACGUCAACGGACCUUCCUUAAUAUUGUGCUUGUAAAACUGAGCGCAAUAUAACGAACGUUCACCAACUAGCCCCCUUCAUUGCUUUACUAAAAGAAUCCAACUGCUGUAUUUAUGCACUACACAGUGGAGCUGGGCUUUGUUGUGGAGUGCAUGCAUGUUUUCUGGUGCCUAUUUUUCCUGUAUGUACAGUUGAUAGUCCACUGUAGUCCUCCAGUGGCUCUUGGCUCAUUUUUCUGUAUAUAGUACUAUUUUAGCUUCAGGUAAUGGCUGCUGAUGCAUGGGAAAUGGUGAACUGUAAAUAUGAACACCAUAUAGUCACAUAUGGCAGUGCUAAGUUAACACACUUGUGCAACAUAAAACACACACAACUUGUGAUAUUUGGAAGUGAAAGUAGAAAGGUUUCAUAAAUAUUGCCCAGAGUCUUGGCAACACUCACUCAUUGAAGGGACUCUGCAUCACCCAUGUUUUUUUUUUUUCCUGUCGUUUCAGUCUGUACAUUUUGUGGAAGCAUUCACACCCAGGUGCAUAUGAAAAUUACAGCCAUCAUUUGCACAUUUUUUUGCUCAUAUGAGCAACAUACAUUUAGAGGAACAGGAACGAUGUAAAAAAAAAAUACAAUAAAGGACCUAGUUACACAACUGA
This is a messenger RNA of Dermacentor albipictus, 3113 nucleotides long. Its product is annotated as WD repeat-containing protein 70. Gene Ontology annotation, molecular function: protein binding. The record is from RefSeq and is a predicted model, not a curated record. Gene Ontology annotation, cellular component: nucleus; site of double-strand break. Lineage: Eukaryota; Metazoa; Arthropoda; Arachnida; Ixodida; Ixodidae.